AUGGUAGAGCCAUCAACAGCAUACAUUACAGCUAACAAUUUACCUCCAGAAAUUUUAUUGCGUGUCUUCAAUUAUCUCGAUACUGGUGAUUUAAUUAAUUGUAUUUUUGUAUGUUCUACUUGGAGACAAACAGCGCUUGACAAUUGUUUGUGGCAAAGAAAGUUGGUAACAAUUUUAAAAACUAAAUGGUCUACUCUUAUAUGUGAUUCUAAGCCCGAAUAUGCUCCGGAUCUACAAAAGUUACAAACAAUUCAUCCUUACAAAAUAUAUCACUUCCUUAAGAAAUAUGUUCCUCAACACUUACUUGAUGACCAGAAAGAAGCAUCAAAAGUUCAACUUUUGAUUAAUGGGAUUAAUCAACUUAGUCUUGCUUCGACUCCACCUGAUGGUCAAUCAACUAGUCCUUUAUCAUUCUGUGAAUUAUUUUGGAGAUGGUGGAGUAAUUUUAGACGUAGAUUGUCUAUCUACCAUGCUUCACGUUCGAAUGACAUAAGUCGUCAACGUUGUCGAUUUGCAGUAUUUGGACCGGGUUUUGACCAGAGAGCUACAAGUUGCUUGUUUAGUAAAUUGGUUGAUGUAAAAACUAAAUCAUUUGAACCAUUAAAUAUGAUACCAGGUCGAAUGGGCUUUGGUGCUGGACUUACACUUCGGCUGCAUAAUCAAGCUCAAAUGGCAGCAUUAGAUUCUUCUGUAUAUUUUUCUGACAAAACAUUUAAACAUUCAAAAAAUGAUUGCAAAAAAUCUAUUCCGAAAGACACAUAUAUAAACAAUUCACAAGCUAUUAAUUGCUUAAACGAUUUCAUAUUUGAUUUACAUUAUCUUUAUUCUUUAAGUGGACAUUUAAGUCAUAAGUUCAAUAGUCAGCUGGAGCGAAUUCAUGCCAGUCGUCUUUUUACUUAUUCAAAUGAUGUAAAUAUCUCAACUAUUCAUUCAUCAUCCUUGAAUAGAUUAAUUGUAAGUAAUGAAAUGAAAUGUUUACUACACGAUAUUUGUGGAAUAAUUUACGCUCUUGAUGCUAGAGAAACAACUGAACAAUCUAUUUACUUAUAUACCGAACUAAAAACUGUAUUAAAAGGUUUUCCUAAUGAAAUAGCACAUAAAGUACCGAUUGUCAUCCUAUAUAUUAUGCCAAUUGAAGAUAUUUUACAAAAUAAUGAUACAGAAAAUUACAUUCAUUCAAAUUAUUUGAAAGAUUCUACUGGAACAAAUGAAAUCUAUUUAAAUCGUGAUAGUUAUAGCGGUGCAAAUUACACAUUUUCAUGGUGUGGUUCAUUAUUACAACCUUUAACAUGUUUACAUUUAUUUGAAUUUCAAAAUCCAUGGCGUUUACAAAAAUGUGCUAGUAAUGAUAUUAAAGCAGUUAUUCAAAGUUUAAUGUGGUUAAAAUCGAAACAUCCAACUAUUCAUGAUACAAUAAUUUCAACUAAUAUGAAACGUGCAACUUCCACAAUAUAUUGA
Messenger RNA from Schistosoma margrebowiei, 1458 nucleotides. NCBI's taxonomy places the organism in Eukaryota, Metazoa, Platyhelminthes, Trematoda, Strigeidida, Schistosomatidae. The record is from the annotation of a GenBank genome assembly.